ACUUGCAGAAAAUACACUCAGUUCAAUUUUGAUCUAGCAGAAGCAAGGUGAUUGUUCUCUGAGAAACUGUUAAAGGAGUUUGAUUGAAAACAAUGACCCAAGUUUUGGAUCCAAUGCUGGAUACACAAUCUCGAUUCGGAGGAAACUCACUUAUCAAAUACGAGGAUAAUAUGGAUUUACAAAACACUUGGCAAGAUGUAGAGUCUCUGCUGUACCAGGACAACACUCCAUAUGAGAGCAGCAUGGUGCAGAUGAUGACUGAAGCUAUGAAGCCAGCAUCCCUGAACACCAACCUCCCGUCCCCAGGGAUGACUGCCAUUGCGUCCGUCUCUUCUCCCGGGAGCCCGGGGUACGGAAGUAUCAAGUCCGCGGCCAGCCCGGUCAGUCAGCUCUCCCCUCAGUCCCAGGAUACACAAUAUGAUGAGUUGCUGGAUCUGGAUUUCAUCCUGAAUAACACUGCGGCAGAAAACAAUCUUUACCCUGAAGAUGCUGGGCUGAAGAUUAAGCAGGAACCUGGUACCACCUGCGAGCCUUUGCCAGACUUUCAUUCCGCAUUCCUUGACAUCCCAGACAUCAAGUUUGAUGCCAACGUGCACGUUAUUCAGACCAACCAGGCUGAGCCGGUAGCUCAUCAAGUUAACGUUGAGGUUAACAAACGCCAAGAAUUCAAGCCUGUUAUUCCCAAACAGGAAUUCCCUCUCGUGCCCAGCUCCUGUGCCACAUAUACAGCCAGCAUGACCGUUAUAUCCGCUCCACAACACCAGAUGGCCUUCCCUGGACAGAUCUCUCCCCCAGCUUCCCCAGAACAUCGUGAAGAUCAUCACAUGAAGAGCUACCCCAUGAAUCUCUACCACAACAUGGCUCACCCCCACGCCCUGAUGCUCCACCCUCAGCACAUCAUGCCCAAGCUACAAGGGCACAUGUCUCAGGUCCAUCAGAUGAUCACUCCACCAUCAUCUCCACAGCUGGUAGAUCUUCUUCUUCCUCAGCAGCCAGUAGACUCAUCAGCUCAACCCAAGAAACGAGGCAGACGUACCUGGGGAAGGAAGCGACAGACCAGUCACACGUGUACCCACCCUGGAUGCUUGAAGACUUACACCAAGAGCUCACACCUGAAGGCUCACCUCCGGACCCACACGGGGGAGAAGCCUUACCACUGCACCUGGAAGGGGUGUGGGUGGAAAUUCGCCCGUUCGGACGAGCUGACCCGUCACUACCGUAAACACACCGGUGAUCGCCCAUUCCAGUGUCAUCUCUGUGAACGUGCCUUCUCCAGAAGCGACCAUCUCUCCCUCCAUAUGAAGCGCCACAUAUGAACAAUCUGAUACGCAGUGUUGGAUUCAGAUUCGCAACAGUCUGAACAGCGCAAGGUUGCAACGGCGAGAGCUCGCAGCAGCUCUCGGGGUCCGGUUGAUUUUCUAUGCAGCGUCGAGCACCGUGUGCCGGAAUCGCCCGAAAAGUGACAUUUAUUGGGACACUGCUACUCGAUAUUUUGAACUUUAGGUGACCAUUCCCACUGGGGAAAUUCACUGUCACAUGGGACGCUUUGCAUGUAUUCUGUGCAGCCGUUCAGGCAGAUUUGAACAGCUAUUGUUAGGGUGUACUUGUACAUCUUGUUAGGAUGUAUCUGUGACAGGAUUUUCUGUCAUUUAUGCAAUAUUUUGUUUCGGCUGGUGUCCGAUUGUGUGCGGCAGGUCCGUAUCAGUCUGGUGCCAAAUUUGCAUGUUGGAACUUCUCCUUCCCGGACCCCUCAAUGAUUGGGCUGGCCCAGUUCAUUGAGGGGCACGUUGAGGGGUGAGAAAAAGGAAUGCUCCCUUACGCCAUUCUUCCAUUGUAUGUGUUGUUAUAUGCAUUUAUAUAUAUGUAUACGUAAAACUCGUUUUGGCCAGUUAUCAAAUUGUGUCUCAAACUACGUUUGAAUUUUCAUUUCGGCCAAAAACCCUUUUGGUACUGCCUGGUAGCAGAAUUGUUACAGAAACGAGGUAUCUGGCCUGGAGCUGGGUACCGAGAUAUGGUUCUAGUUCAUAUAGAUUAUACACUCGUUAGCUCAUCCUUAUGACCUUGUAUAGUGCCUCGUGCUACUAUAGUGUCCAUCAGAACGUUCAUGUACAAUCAUAUCAGGACAAGUGCAAUUUAAAUACAAGCUUCGACUAAAUUCACAAAGUGAAUAGUUCCUUUAAACCUCGACCUUUUCUUCAGUUCCCGCUAUUCCACACGAUAUUAGCAGCUUUAUACUAGAUAGAAUAUAUGCAAGACUUAAUUUCCUCUAUUGUUUUGACGACCAGAAGUAGAAGGCUCAAGAUGAAUAUGGUGCUCUGGACUUAUCUUUGCUCUGGAUCUUAUUCGAAAACAAAUUCCAAUGUCCUGACGAAAAUUCUCCAAUUAUACAAUGAACAAAAUGUAUAUAACCGUCAAUGGUUUAUGCAUAGACCCUUGUUAUCGGUGCUUGAAAUUGUUUCAGAUAUAUAUAUGAUAUAUAUAUAAAGUUUGUAUUUUUGUAAAAACAGCGAUUAACACUAGUCAUGUCAGAACGUUCGUGCCAUAUUGUAUAUUGGUAUGUGCCAUCCAUGUGCACAUGUCUGUCAAAGAUAUUACAUAAACACGAAAUAAAUGAUGUUAUUUAUUAUA
Haliotis rubra (blacklip abalone) is the source of this 2628-nucleotide messenger RNA. Its product is annotated as Krueppel-like factor 5. NCBI's taxonomy places the organism in Eukaryota, Metazoa, Mollusca, Gastropoda, Lepetellida, Haliotidae. Gene Ontology annotation, biological process: regulation of transcription by RNA polymerase II. The transcript is spliced from 2 exons. The record is from RefSeq and is a predicted model, not a curated record. Gene Ontology annotation, molecular function: DNA-binding transcription factor activity, RNA polymerase II-specific; RNA polymerase II cis-regulatory region sequence-specific DNA binding. The coding region runs from base 93 to 1316 and encodes 407 amino acids.